AUCCACUUCUUCAUCGGUCGCCUUCAAAAUACGCCUGUCAGGCCGAAUUAAAGCCGUUUGGUUCUCUGCAGCCAUCUUCUUACAGUAAUACAUGGGGCUAUUCAGGUCUUCGGUAGUUAAGCUCUCCUCAUCCUCCAAUCUUGAAGAUCUAUACUCCGUAAGCUAUUCAGAUUUGCCCCUCAUUUGAAAGCUGUUAGCGGGUCAUUUGUAAUACUCUUGAGACCCGCCGCAGCGUACUGAGAAAUUUAGUAGUGAGAGGAGCCGGAGUAUAUAUACACCUCCACAUGCCUCAGCUCUUCUUCUGAUUGUUAACUGCAACUUGGAUUAUUCAAAAUGGCGGCUUCUCAGCAGCAGGUUAUUGUGUCGAAGAACAUUUAUCACGGUCUGCCAGCCUUCUCUGACGAUGUCGCUGGUCUGACUGCUAUCGUCACUGGUGCAAAUGGCAUCUCGGGUGACCAUAUGCUCCGCGUGCUCUGCGAGUCGCCGAAGCGAUGGAAGAAGAUCUACGCGCUUUCGCGCCGACCCCCGAACGGCGAGUGGCCAAGCUAUGUUGAGCAUGUUUCGAUGGACUUCCUCAAGUCCCCCGAGACGCUGGCUGCCCAGAUGAAGGAGAAGGGUAUCAAAAGUGACUAUGUCUUCUUCUUUUCGUAUAUCCAGCCGGCGGCGAAAGAGGGCGGUGAUCUAUGGAGCGCAGCAGAAGAGCUGGUCAAGAUCAACACUACUCUCCUCCAGAACUUCCUGGACGCCCUCGUGCUCUCGGACACCGUCCCAAAGAGUUUCCUCCUUCAGCUAGGUGCCAAGUAUUACGGCACCCAUCUCGGACCUACUGCUGUGCCUCAAGAAGAAUCCGACCCACGUGUCCAUCUCGAGCCCAACUUCUACUACCCGCAGGAAGAUCUCCUGAAGGAGUUCUGCCAGAAGCACAACUGCAACUGGGUUACAACUCGCCCUUCCUGGGUUCCUGGCGCUGUUCCCGACGCGGCAAUGAACGUUGUUUUGCCACUGGCAAUCUACGCCACUGUGCAGAAAUACCUGGGACAACCACUGGAGUUCCCUGCCGACUUGACCGCAUGGGAAACAGCACAAACCAUGUCAUCGGCGCAGAUGAACUGCUAUCUGGCCGAAUGGGCAGUUCUUACACCAGGUGCGCAGAACGAGAGCUUCAACGCAACCGACGACUGUGCCUUUACGUGGGGCAAGUUCUGGCCUAAGCUUGCAGCCAAAUACCAAAUGCCAUGGAAGGGACCGGACCUCGAUGAUUCUGCUUUCAGGGAGUCCGAAUCCAAAUUCAACCCUCCUCCGCGAGGAUUCGGUCCGCCGGGAAAGCAGCGGGUCAAGUUCACUCUCACCGAGUGGGCCAAGAGACCCGAAGUGCAAAAGGCGUGGAAGGAAAUCGCAGCAAAGCAUGACCUCCGCCAGAAGGAAUUGUGGGAUACCGAUCGUGUUUUCGGAUUUACUGAUAUUGCAAUGACGUGGUCAAUUGCCCUUUAUUUCAGUACUACCAAGGCUAAAAAGCUGGGAUUCUUUGGCUUUGUCGACAGCAACGAGUCCAUCUUUAAGGUGAUCGACGAAUUUGCGGAUCUGAAGAUGGUUCCUAAAUCUCCUUGAGACGUGGAUAGUUCUGGAGAUUUAAAUAAUUCAUACUAUAUAUAUACCAAAUAAAGAGUUCACUAAGCAAUUCUGCUGGAC
Molecule: messenger RNA, 1689 nt
Organism: Paecilomyces variotii
Lineage: Eukaryota; Fungi; Ascomycota; Eurotiomycetes; Eurotiales; Thermoascaceae
Exons: 5
Coding region: 334-1608 (424 amino acids)
Source: RefSeq, a predicted model, not a curated record